Molecule: messenger RNA, 1893 nt
Organism: Polistes dominula (European paper wasp)
Lineage: Eukaryota; Metazoa; Arthropoda; Insecta; Hymenoptera; Vespidae
Biological process (GO): regulation of gene expression
Cellular component (GO): nucleus
Molecular function (GO): zinc ion binding
Source: RefSeq, a predicted model, not a curated record
GAUGGUGGCCUCCUUUCGUUUCUCUUUCCGUUUAUAUAGUUUAAUUUAAAAACGUUUACUUGGUCACGAUUGAGUCAUGUCGAAAGCCUAAUCGAAGUUUUCUUAUUGAUUAUUGAGAAAAACUGUUUAAAUUUUCUCCUGUCGAUAUAUUUUAUAUAUACUAAGUGAAACGCGUGUUAUAAAGUCGCGUGCGGUGUGCGUUGUACGUUCAUAACCUAAUAUUUAGAAAGUUUGUGUGUUCAGUUCGGAAAUUUCAGUUGAGAAACGAUGGCAAUGAACGAAGAUAUUAAUUUUGCUGAGCUUUGUAGGCUCUGUUCAUUGAAAGGAAGCCAACACUUACAUAUAUUUGAUAAAGAAGGCGAACAACGACAAUUACAUUAUAAAAUACGUUCCUGCCUUUCCUCCUCGAUAUCUAAGGAUGAUUCACUUCCAAAAAUCAUUUGUCAGAAAUGCCUUUCAAAAUUGGAAAUGUUCUAUGAAUUUCGUUUGACCUGCAUAACUACAGAAUCGCUGUUGAAAAAUUAUGCAGAUAGUAUGAAGAAUCUUGUAUCGGUAACCAAUCUGAAUAGCGACAAAGAUAAGAUGUCAAACGGUGGACAACAGCAAAGAACGGCGUACGUGGAAGCCCAUGCUGCAAUCCAGCAACACAUGGCACAGCAAGCCGCCCAGGCGAGACUGACAGGUCCAGUUCCACCUACUAACCCACAGGUUCCUAAUCCUACAUUCACUUUACCUGACGAUGGUCUCGGAUACGACGAUGGUGUUCGUGUUCUUCGUUCUAUUGGCACUUGGUCACCUGAUUAUUCGGCAGUAAUGAGACCAGGUGGAGUGAUGCCUGCAUUUCCUGGCUCAACAGAACAACAAUUUCCAAGUUCACGAGCCCCCUCGAUCAAUCAACCGCUUCGAACGACCAAUAACGUAGGAAUACGUCCAGGAUCAGUAUCCAAAGCCACCAAUACCGGUGAACCCAACACAAAAGCAUUCGCAUGUACCGUAUGUGGAAAAGGUUUGGCUCGUAAGGAUAAAUUGGUCAUUCAUAUGCGCAUACAUACCGGAGAGAAGCCCUAUUCCUGCGAGGUUUGCGGUAAAGCGUUCGCUCGUAGAGACAAAUUGGUGAUACAUAUGAACAAGCUUAGACAUAGACCUGGAGCUACGACAUUGUCUACACCUACGGCACCUAAUACGGAUCAACAACAGCAACAACAACAACAGCAGCAGCAGCAACAGCAACAACAGCAGCAACAACAGCAACAACAACAAGCGUCACAACAGCAACAACAGCAACAGCAACCACCUCGUCAAGAUCCUGUUCAUAAAUUAAAAGAAGAACCUGUUAGUUGGGCUUGCGAAUUAUGCGGCAGAGUGUUAGCCACGCGAGAUGAGUGGAUGCAACAUGCUCGGUCACAUUUGGAAUCUUCUCCAGUACCGCCACAACACGCAGCCCCUUAUUUUCCUGCCUCGGUUCCGCCGCCACAGCCGUACUCAUCAGAAAGGCAUUUUUGUUUGAUGUGUCGCACGGAUUUCACGGAUAAAGCGGAAUUCAUGUUCCACGUUCGCACUCAUUUUGAUCCACACACUAGCCAACAAACUCAACAACAUUCUAGUGGAAAACAAGGAAGUGACCCGGCAACAGCUGAACUGAUUGCUCGUGGUCUGGUUGAUGCCUCGGGUAUAUGCAGCUAGAACUACACCGCCUCAUCAAGUCGUUUUACCGUCGAUCCGUGUCUUACCAUAGUACAAGUACUCCAUUGAAUCUCGACCAGAAAUCGUGCAUAGAUUUGUCAUGCGUUAUUGUAAUUAUAAUGGUAUAUAUAUAUAUUUAUAUGUAGGUUUUUCAGGUCAAGAUAGCAAUCUUCAUCUUAAAUGAACAAAUUGUUAUCUUCACCUGAAAAA